AUGAGAAACAAACGCAUCGGUGCUAUCGGCGCGUUUUUAAUCGCCACCGUAUGCCUGCUCUCGGGUCUGAUGUAUUAUUUUAAUCAAGAUACUUGCCCUAUGGGAACAUUCCUUUGUCAGAACACCACCAUUUGUCUACCCCAGAGGAAUUGGUGCGACCUGAAAUACCAGUGCCCUAACAGGGAUGACGAGCAGAAUUGCUAUGAUUAUCACGGUGUAUUGGACUGGUUUGGCAGUAACAGAGAUUCCGAAGCUGUAAGGGAGUUCGAUUGUGACGCCACCGGCAUUCCUGUCGAAUGUAAGUACGUGAAGUGUCGAGCGACUUGUCAAGGCUUCUCUGAAAUUCCGCGAAACCUGUCAUCUCAAACUACCUCCAUAACUUUCUACGACAGCUCGAUUAAACGUGUUCCAAUGGGUGCUUUCGCAGAAUACUCGGAGAUACGUAUACUAUACCUCGAUAGCUCAGGUAUACACGAAUUAGAAAAAGGCGCUUUCGUUAAUUUAACCAAAUUGUUCUGGCUAAUUUUGGACGAUAACCAAAUCAGCGAAUUUCUACCCGGGCAUUUUACUGGUUUAAUUAACUUGGAUUCCCUGAAAGCCAAUAAGAACAAGCUCACCGUGGCAGACUUCUCGGACUUGAAGGGAAGCGAAGCUUUGAAGUUUAUAAAUUUGAACAAAAAUCAGUUGACUUCGGAAGGGUUGAAAUUGCCGGAAUUGCCAGUGUUGAAAGAGAUACUGCUAGACGAAAAUAAUUUCGAGUCGAUACCUGACACGCUGUUCGCCGGAUGUCCCUCGUUAAAAUUAUUGAGUAUGCAAAAGAACAAGAUAAAAACGAUCGAGGAGGACACGUUCCAAAAUUUGGAGCAGCUGGUCGAACUUAAUUUGGCGUUCAACGAAAUAACGACCGUCCCGCUGAAUGUAUUCCAACCGUUAAAAAAUCUGACGAGGCUACAAUUAGGUUACAACCGCCUUCAUAAUUUACCGAUGGCCGUCUUGAGUCCGUUGACGAGACUGUAUUCCCUCGACUUGGAGGGUAUAAAUCUGGACACGUUACCAAAGAACGCGUUCGACGUAUUCAUGAAAUUGGACUUUGUUUACUUCAAGAAAUUUCAUUAUUGCGGAACUUACGCGCCUAAAGCAAAGAGAUGUCGACCCACGGGUGAUGGCGUAUCGUCGUUAUCCCACUUGCUCGAUAAAACUUUGUUACGAGCGGCAGUGUGGGUAAUUUCGAGUGUAACCUGCAUGGGCAACGUGCUCGUUCUUUGGGGGAGAUUCACGGCCAAGGACGAGAAUCGAGUAUUGACCAUCAUUAUUCGAAACCUGGCAGUGUCCGACAUGUUGAUGGGGAUAUACCUGUUCAUAAUCGCUGUAACAGACAUGAUAUUCCGUGAUAAUUACAAUCAAGUAGCGAGUUCGUGGAUGUCUUCCUGGUUCUGCACCUUCGUAGGAGCUUUGGCAAUGAUAUCCCUGGAGGUUUCAGUAUUGAUCCUGUCGUUCAUGUCUCUGGAACGAUAUAUGCUAAUCGCGGCGCCACUGAAAGGUCACCGUACCAUGACACCGCAGACGGCAUCCGCAUCGGUGAUCAUCAUUUGGAUCGUAGGAUUUACCCUCGCUCUCGUGCCAGUGAUUCACUGGCGAAGCAGCACGAGAUUUUACGGCGUAAACGGAAUGUGUUUCCCCUUGCACAUCGACGACCCGUACUUAAUUGGAUGGGAAUAUUCGGCCUUCAUUUUCUUGGGAUUAAAUCUCACGGGGCUGAUCACGAUCGGUUACGCUUACGCGGGUAUGUUUGUGAGCAUUUGGAAAACCAGGCACGCCUGUUCACUCUCCGUCGGCGAUUCUGAAUUCGCCUUGCGAUUUUUUCUCAUCGUUUUAACGGAUGCGGCUUGCUGGGCGCCAAUUAUCAUUUUGAAGAUUAGAGCCAUGAUGAAGUAUCCAAUUCCGGCUGAUCUUCACGCGUGGGUGGUGGUUUUUAUAUUGCCGGUAAAUAGCGCGAUUAAUCCGUUAUUGUAUACGUUUACCACCCCAAAAUUUCGAGAGAGAUUAAACGAGGGAUGGUUGGGGGAAAUGCGUAGCUACGUGACGAAGAAAUUUUCCACGGAAGAUUCCCGGAGAUCCACGAGGAGCAGCAAGAACGUAAUGUUGUCUCUGUUCAAUGGCAAGAACUACGACAAUAAAAUACCCCCGCUGCUUGAAUUUAGUAACGGGAAAAUGCAGUCGGAGAAAUGCGAUCAUAUUCUGUGA
Molecule: messenger RNA, 2244 nt
Organism: Eufriesea mexicana
Lineage: Eukaryota; Metazoa; Arthropoda; Insecta; Hymenoptera; Apidae
Gene: Lgr3
Product: Leucine-rich repeat-containing G protein-coupled receptor 3
Exons: 21
Coding region: 1-2244 (747 amino acids)
Biological process (GO): adenylate cyclase-activating G protein-coupled receptor signaling pathway; activation of adenylate cyclase activity; hormone-mediated signaling pathway
Cellular component (GO): plasma membrane
Molecular function (GO): protein binding; G protein-coupled peptide receptor activity
Source: RefSeq, a predicted model, not a curated record